AUGGAUGCGCGAGAGUAUCUACAACAAGUCCAGUCAUUGUGUAACUCUUUCGAUCCUGAGGCUCUUCUAAGAGCAAACGACGCUCCUAUUGACAAUGCUCUUGAAGCUCUCAAGAAGAUGCGCCUUGAGUUGGAGAUCAUCGAGCUUUUGAAGCCAGCCCUGAAUGCAAUGCUACCAGAUUUCACGGGCUUCGAACCACAUAUCCUAACCAGGCUCAAGCGCUUCCUGCCCUACGUUUUCGAGACUCGGGAUGACCCCAAAACCCAGGCUCUUCGGAAGCUGGAUUGCACAUCCAUCAAGAUCUGCGGCUUGUGUCUCACCCAAAAGGCACUUAGAGACCUCAAGCCCGAGCAGCUUGACUUGCUUAUACAGCGGACUGAGACGGCAUCUCGGAAUUUGCUGCAUAUUAUUUCUGCAAAUGACGAUAUUGACAAGGUGGUUCGACUUUGUAAUGUUGAAGGCGAAGACUAUGAACAAUUUAUGACCGACCACAAAAAGGCUCGACGACUUGGUAAAGGGUCCGUCGAGUUGGCUGCACAAUAUUCCUUGGCCGGGCGACCAUGUUGGUGCUUCACCGGGGUGUCGCAGAAAGCUAUCCACUCCUCAUUUGCCAUGCCCUCUGCUAGAGCUGUUCGAGACAUCACGACAUUCUUACCGGUUGACGAGAGUUUCGACUGUAUCAUCAGAAUGACGGUUGGGUUCGACACAGAGCUUCUGAGAAUACUUUUCGGUCACCAAGUGCCUCAACCUAUCACGGCAGAACCCUUUGCACUCGAACGUGCAGUCAGAGGUCAGAUCGGAGCAGUAUUCGGCAGCAUCGUGUUGGGUGGCAUCAUCGCCAGUCAUGCAUGGACAAAGGAGAUACAGGACGGAUUGGAGAUCGAGACAUCAUGUGUGAAGGUACAUGUAUAUCCAGGGUCCUGUCUUAUGGUCACUUUGUGCGUUGGAUGGAUGGAAUGUCUCCAGAUUGUCCAAAUGUUGUACAGGUAA
This is a messenger RNA of Alternaria atra, 990 nucleotides long. RefSeq lists its product as uncharacterized. The coding region runs from base 1 to 990 and encodes 329 amino acids. The record is from RefSeq and is a predicted model, not a curated record. NCBI's taxonomy places the organism in Eukaryota, Fungi, Ascomycota, Dothideomycetes, Pleosporales, Pleosporaceae. The transcript has 3 exons.